AUGCCUGUCCCCAGCUACAACGCCAUGCCUUUGAGCAAGAUGUUCCUUGGCGCCCGUGUUCUCCAGGCUAUCUGCAUGAUCUUGGUCAUUGGCAUCUGCUCCAACUUCAUCCAGAUGAUUGUCACAACUGGUGUUGAGCCACCCAAAGAGUUCGUCGGUACUCUGAGCGUGACAUGCAUCGCUGCUCUCUACAUCAUGGUCAGCGUAGGCUACUACUGGUCGCAAGCCAACCUCGGCCUCCUCGUCAUGACCGGUGUCGACUCUCUCCUUCUCAUCGCCUUCAUCGUCUGCGCAGUCACUCUCGGAAAGCCCAUGUCGUUCCUUAACUGCUACGUCAUCGGCAAGUCAUCCGCAGAGAUCGAUGCUCAAUACGCCAACGCCUUUGUCACUGCGACAGUUGAGAACCUCAACAAGUCCACUUCCAGCUUGGGCCACUGGGCCGGUGUCACACGCAGCAACUGCUUCCAGGCCAAGACUGUCUGGGGUAUGGCUAUCGCUCUCUGCGUACUCUUCACCGUCUCAUGCGCUCUUCUCCCCACUCUCUGGUACAAGAACAACAUGAAGAAGCCCGCCAAGACCGUCGAGGACGCCUAA
Molecule: messenger RNA, 594 nt
Organism: Alternaria ethzedia
Lineage: Eukaryota; Fungi; Ascomycota; Dothideomycetes; Pleosporales; Pleosporaceae
Exons: 3
Coding region: 1-594 (197 amino acids)
Source: RefSeq, a predicted model, not a curated record